AAUUCUCAUCUCCACCUCUUUUUCUCUCUGGAGGCUGAUUAUUCAUUUGGUGAACCACAAUGGCUCGUCCAAAUGUCCCAAAGUUCGGCAAUUGGGAAAAUGACGAUAACACGCCCUAUACUGUGUAUUUUGACAAAGCAAGGCAAACUCGUGGUACUGGAAAGAUCAUGAAUCCCAAUGAUCCCGAAGAGAAUCCAGAUAUGUUUCGUAAUCUUGCUCCACCACCUGAAGUUGCUCCUCAAUCCAAGCCUAAAAGACAAACAGAGGAACCACCAAUUGGGCGUGGUGGGCAAAAGCGGGAACAUAGACUAAGUAAAGAAGAUGGUGAAUUCCGGCAGUAUGCUAAUUCUCCAGGACGUAAUGAGAAUAUGGGAAGGAAAGGUGCCAAUGAGCCAUCUCAUCAACGUGGUCGUGGAUCAAAUUCUGGUCGAACUGGCAGACAAAGUAUAGGAUCUGAACAUAGCUUUGAUAAAUCACCGCUGCAUCCACAUUACCAGGCAAAGGUUAAUAAUGCUGGAAGAGGUGUUGCAUCUCCUGCUUGGGAAGGAAAGAAUAAUAAUUCUUAUGAUAGUAGUCACGGUACUCCUGGAAGGUCCAAAGUUAAGCAAGAGAAUUCUGAUAGAGGAGCUGCAGUUCCAAGAUUCGGAGAGUGGGACGAGAAUGAUCCUCAAUCUGCUGAUAACUACACACACAUUUUCAACAAAGUGCGAGAGGAAAAGCAAGGAAAUCCAUCAGGGACACCUAGUAGAAUAUCUAACAACACACAAAAGCAUAACUCAGAGGAAAAGCAAAUGAAGUGGUGUUGUUGUCCCUGGUAAUUAUGCAAGGGAGGACCUUGAUUUUAUUCUGAAACAGCCAAGGGAUGUGUAAAUAGUUCAACAAAUUACUUGUGCAAUAUAUUAGAGUAAUUCAUUUAUUCUGUGUUCCCACAGAAUUCUGCAAUUGUAUUGUCAACUUGUAGUCUUUUUCUUGUACUUCUAUUUGUAUGUUACAGA
Messenger RNA from Solanum verrucosum, 995 nucleotides. Its product is annotated as RPM1-interacting protein 4. Lineage: Eukaryota; Viridiplantae; Streptophyta; Magnoliopsida; Solanales; Solanaceae. The transcript is spliced from 4 exons. The record is from RefSeq and is a predicted model, not a curated record. Bases 60 to 818 code for a protein of 252 amino acids.